UCGUUAUUCUGAACAAAGAUCCUGAAUAUCCAAGCCUUAAUCCUCUUCACAAGGAAGGACAUGCCCUGGGUAAUGGUGUUUGUCAAUCGUUUGACCAGCCAGGAAUCUCUUUUACCCUAUGAGUAUCAUGACUUUGAUUUCUGUCUGGCCGAUGAGAGUUAUCCACCGAUUCUAAACAACGGUCAGGAACUUCUGGGCGAUCGCAUAAAGCCAUCUCCCAUAUACAUUGAAUUUCUACAAGAUGCGAAAUGUACUGUGAUCUGCAAGAAGACCUAUACAGGUGGCGAUGAGGAUAGUGAACAAAGGCUUGAUAGAUUCAAGGAAGCCAUUCGUUUGAAUUAUAAACAACAUUGGAUUGUGGAUAGUAUUCCCGUGAUAUCAUGUCGUCAAGAUGCAAAAUUGGGUGAAAUUUGUACCGAUGGCUUCGAAGUUGGUAGUACGAAAAUCGUGACCACUUCUAAUGGGACAAAUGAUAGAAUUUAUUAUCCCAAUAAUCGUUUGCAUUUCGAGAUUUCCUAUAAUAGUGGUGCCAAUGAGGAUUGGGGUAUCGGUUUUGGUAAGAGCAUUGCCCGCAUUGUUGCCGUAAAGGUGACAUCAGAAGCUAUACCCUAUAGCUAUCAAGAUGUCUGUUACAAUUACUCGCCAACAAAGAUAAUAACCGAUACGCCCCUUCAGGAUGGCAAACAACUAACUAUCAUGUAUAGUUUUAGUGUAAAUUUUGUUCGUAAUGACUCGCUUAAAUGGUCAAAUCGUUGGGAUCUUAUUAACAACACUUACGAUCAAAGGAGUUGGUUUUCCAUAUUCGAAUCACUCAUAUUAGCCUUCAUCUGUAGCCUAUGGACUUGGAAAUUGUUGAGGCGUUUAUCGCAAAAAGAGGUUCUCGAAAAACCGCCAUGGAGUUUGCUACAAAGCGAGGUAUAUCGUUCACCCUGUAAUGCUGUACUCUUGUCUUCUUUGAUUGGUUGUGGUGUUCAGAUUUUGGUAACCUUGUUGAUUACUUUAAUCUUUGCUUCUGUGGUCUUUCAAACUCCCGAUUAUCAGGGGCAUGUCCUUUACUUUGCCCUUAAUGUCUUUGGUUUAUUGGCAUUAUUGGCUGGUAAUAUUUCGGGACGCUUCUACAGGAGAUUUGAAGGACAGAAAUGGACAAAGACUGCUGCUGUCACUGCUGCUUUUCCAGGAAGACUGAAUCAGAUGUGGUAGUUAGUGAGAUAUCCCGAGUUAUACCCGAUACACC
Drosophila willistoni is the source of this 1234-nucleotide messenger RNA. RefSeq names its product transmembrane 9 superfamily member 2-like. The record is from RefSeq and is a predicted model, not a curated record. Gene Ontology annotation, biological process: protein localization to membrane. The transcript is spliced from 4 exons. Gene Ontology annotation, cellular component: membrane. The coding region runs from base 61 to 1200 and encodes 379 amino acids. Lineage: Eukaryota; Metazoa; Arthropoda; Insecta; Diptera; Drosophilidae.